AUGGUGUUCACUGAUAGCAGUGAUGAUGAAGACUUGGAUGUUGGCCGCCCUAAAUUCAAGGUCUCAGUCAAGAACCAACCCUCUCAGAGACGACUUUCCGAAACCAUUGAUCUAGAUCCGGCAUCCGCCACAGAGUCCAUCGUGUCCGAUAUAUCAAUCUCAUCCGCCAGAAAGAGAAAGCGCAGUCCCUUCGACAGUACCGCGCCUGCUGAGCGGUUGGCCUGGGACGAUUCAGAGUUCAGCGAUAAUGAAGACGAGAUACGAGAGAAACACAAGCAGAAAAAGUCUGUUGGCAGGAGGAAAGCUCAAGCCUCCACACGUAAUGCCAGAGCGAUCGACAGCAAAGUCAAUGGCCCUUCCAGAUCGAGACCCGCUGGUGCAACCACUGGAGUUGGGCGACAAGCCACCAAGAGAAAACAAUUCAAGGUCAAAGAAUAUGGCGACGAAUCAAAUCCUGAUGAAGAUUUAAUGGAGUGGACAACGCCGGAGUAUGUUAGAAAUCGUCGGAAAAAGUUCGACGAACGCGCUGAAAAACUUACAAUCGGUGGUCUGCAUCUUCCUCCCUCAUAUGACGACGUUUACUUCUCCGAUGACGAACAAGUUCAGACUCUGAAAGAACGCCCGGACUUUCCUGCGACCAGAGCCUCUAAUCCGUACGCCGAUAUCCAACUCCCUUACUCUCUUGGGAUCAUACCGGCUUCGAUCGCUCAGUUUCUCCGAGAAUAUCAAGUCGCUGGUACAGCAUUCUUGCAUGAACUAUUUGUCUAUCAAAAAGGAGGCAUCCUUGGUGAUGAUAUGGGGCUGGGAAAGACAGUACAAGUCAUCGCUUUUCUUACUGCCGCCUACGGGAAGACUGGAGAUAUUCGUGACAAAAAGAGAAUGAGGAAGAUGCGCAAGGCUGGGAAGUGGUAUCCCCGGACCCUCAUUCUUUGCCCUGGCACUCUGAUGGAAAACUGGAAAGACGAACUUCGACGAUGGGGCUGGUGGCACACGGAACUCUACCAUGGAGGUGUCAAAGCGAGACGUGAGGCUUUUGAAAUGGCCAAGGCUGGUAUGUUGGAGGUCAUGAUCACUACCUACCAGACAUAUCGAACAAACAAGGGAGAAAUCAACACAAUCCAAUGGGAUUGUAUAGUGGCCGACGAGUGUCAUAAUUUCAAAGAAAUGAAAUCGGAUACAGCCAAGUCAAUGAACGAGCUCAACGCUCUUUGCCGUAUCGGCCUCACAGGUACUGCAAUCCAAAACAAAUACGAAGAAUUCUGGACAUUACUCAAUUGGACUAAUCCUGGAAAACUCGGCCCAAUCUCCACCUGGAAAAUCGCGGUUUGUGAGCCAUUGAAGCUAGGGCAGAGCCACAAUGCCACCAACUACCAAUUGGCACGAGCUCGCAAAACCGCGAAAAGCCUUAGAGACAAUCUGCUUCCGCAAUUCUUCAUUAGGCGAACCAAAAUGAUUAUCAAGGAUCAACUGCCGAGGAAAAGCGACCGUGUUGUCUUUUCGCCUCUGACUGACACACAAGCGAAAGCCUACCAAAACUUUCUUGAAAGUGAGAUUGUUCAAGCUAUCAAGAAUAGUGGUGAAAUCUGUGAUUGUGGAAGCCAGAAAAAGGCCGGCUGGUGCUGCCAUAGCCUUCUUGAAGAUGGUACGCCAUGGCAGAAGCAUGUUUUUCCAGCGAUAAACAAGCUUCAUCACUUGUCGAACCAUUUAGCUCUUUUAAUCCCCAAGAGUGAUGACGCUACAGAUAAACAGGCCAAAGAUCUUCAGAUGCUAGAGACCGCCAUGCCAGAUGAAUGGGCUGAACUUUACCGCAACCGAGAUCACAUCUCAGUGACUGGUAACCCUGAGUUCUGCGGAAAGUGGAGAAUAUUGCAAAAGCUCCUCAAGUACUGGCACGAUCAAGGUGACAACAAAGUCUUGGUGUUUUCACAUAGUGUCCGUCUCCUAAGAAUGUUGAAAAAUCUCUUCAUCAGUACUCAAUACAAUGUCACUUACCUCGACGGAAGCAUGUCAUAUGAGGAUCGUUAUGCAGCGGUCAAUGAGUUCAACACAUGCCCCAGACAGUUUGUCUUCCUUAUCAGCACAAAAGCUGGAGGUGUCGGUCUCAAUAUCACGGCUGCCAACAAAGUUGUUGUGGUAGAUCCCAAUUGGAAUCCCAGCUAUGAUUUGCAAGCACAAGAUCGGGCAUAUCGAAUUGGGCAGCUGAGAGACGUGGAAGUAUUUCGACUGAUAAGCCAAGGCACCCUCGAGGAAAUCAUCUAUGCUCGGCAGAUAUACAAGCAGCAACAAGCGAAUAUUGGCUAUAAUGCCACCUCGGAACGACGGUACUUUCAAGGGGUACAAGAUCGUAAGGAUCAGAAAGGCGAACUGUUUGGUCUACAAAACCUUUUCGCUUUUCAGAAUGAACAUACAGUUCUUCGGGAUAUCGUCAAUAAAACGAAUAUUGCAGAGUCCAAGGCAGACGUUCGUGUCGCCGACCUUAUCCUGGAUGAAGAUGAGCGGGACCCUUCUGAUGAUGAUACCACCAACGAGCAAGAUACCCUUUACGACCCCAGCAACCGCGAUUCGACUUCAGAACGUGCUGCAAUGUCACAGCUUGAAGCAGAGAUUUUGGGUGAGGAUGAUCGGAAGAACACCCGGUCAAAAACAGCAUUCCAAUCCAACACCACUACUAUUCGCAAACAUGAUCCCAUUCAGGCGAUCCUUGCCUCGGUCGGCGUUUCUUACACGCACGAGAAUAGUGAGGUUAUUGGAUCCUCCAAGGUUGAAGCUCUUUUAUCGAAAAGAGCAGAGGAAGCCUCGGAGCCCCAUCGAAAAUGGGGAACGCAAGAGCAACUGGCCAAAGUAUUUGAGGAUGAAUCUGAAUCUCAGUCAGACGGCUUUGGUUACAGAUCAGCCAACAGCGUCAUGACUCCCAAUGGUGGUAUACGCUACAUCUAUCGCCCACCACAGUCAGUCAUGCAGCGCCAAUUUUGCAGCAUGGCUCGAUGGGCCGGUUAUCGUAACGAUGUGGUGAACUUUGCCUUGGUUGUGGAGAGCUGGACACAAGCAGAACGAAGAGAAUGCCUUGAUCGAUUCUACCAAUAUCGAAGAGAUUUGAUGGACGGCCUGAUCAAAGAGGAAGAUGUCAAGAUAAAACCUCAGGCACGAGCAGAGGUGAAAGAAGAGUUCAGCAUGAAGACCGAAGUCAAGGAAGAAGCAAAGCCCGAUGUGAAAGUGGCAGUGAGGGAUGAGGCUGAUAUUGAAACCGAAAGUGAGGAUGAAGACGAUGAGUUGUGA
Exophiala bonariae is the source of this 3276-nucleotide messenger RNA. RefSeq lists its product as uncharacterized. Gene Ontology annotation, molecular function: ATP binding; ATP-dependent chromatin remodeler activity. The record is from RefSeq and is a predicted model, not a curated record. The coding region runs from base 1 to 3276 and encodes 1091 amino acids. The transcript has a single exon. NCBI's taxonomy places the organism in Eukaryota, Fungi, Ascomycota, Eurotiomycetes, Chaetothyriales, Herpotrichiellaceae.